Messenger RNA from Apodemus sylvaticus (European woodmouse), 933 nucleotides. Its product is annotated as olfactory receptor 18-like. The record is from RefSeq and is a predicted model, not a curated record. Gene Ontology annotation, molecular function: G protein-coupled receptor activity; olfactory receptor activity. Gene Ontology annotation, biological process: G protein-coupled receptor signaling pathway. The transcript has a single exon. Bases 4 to 933 code for a protein of 309 amino acids. Gene Ontology annotation, cellular component: membrane. Lineage: Eukaryota; Metazoa; Chordata; Mammalia; Rodentia; Muridae.
UCCAUGGAACUAUUAAAUUUAACAAUUAAUCAGGAAUUCCUUCUCCUUGGACUCUCAGAAGACCCUGAAAUGCAGCCCAUCUUAUUUGUACUGUUCCUGCUCAUAUACCUGCUCACUGUGCUUGGAAAUGUGCUCAUCAUCUUGGCCAUCAGCUUUGAUUCCAACCUCCACAGUCCUAUGUACUUCUUCCUCUUCAUUCUUUCAUUGUCUGACAUGAGCUUCAGCAGCACCACAGUCCCCAAAAUGCUGAUAAACUUGCACACCUCUAACAAAUCCAUAACUUAUUCAGCCUGCCUAACUCAGGUGUCUUUCUUCUUCCUUUUUGGGUGUAUGGACAGCCUACUACUGACUGUGAUGGCUUAUGACCGAUGGGUAGCCAUUUGUCACCCUCUACACUACCAAGUCAUUCUGAACCCUCGUCUGUGUAGAUGUUUGGUCAUAGCGUCAGUUUGUAUCAGUCUCAUGGAUUUACAGGUUCACUGCUUCAUGGUGUCCCAACUAAAAUUUUGCACUAAUAUAAAAAUCCCUCAUUUUUUCUGUGAUGUGCCAGAGCUUCUAAAACUUGCUUGUUCUGGUACCUCUAUCAAUAACAUAUUGAUAUUUCUUGCCAGCAUGAUUGGUGGUUUCCUCCCUGCUUCAGGAAUCUUUUACUCCUACUAUAAAAUUAUUUCCUCCAUUGUUAGAGUUCCUUCAUUGUCAGGGAAAUAUAAAGCAUUCUCUACUUGUGGAUCUCACCUGUCAGUUGUUUGCUUAUUUUAUGGAACAGGUCUUGGUGUGUACCUUAGCUCAUCUAUUUUAAGUUCUUCCAAGGGAAGUGUGGUGGCUUCAGUAAUGUACACUAUGGUGGUUCCCAUGAUGAACCCCUUCAUCUACAGCUUGAGGAACAGGGAUAUCAAGAAAGCCCUCCAAAAAAUUUUCAGUCAAAUAAUAUAA